Molecule: messenger RNA, 2583 nt
Organism: Ictalurus punctatus (channel catfish)
Lineage: Eukaryota; Metazoa; Chordata; Actinopteri; Siluriformes; Ictaluridae
Gene: ddx56
Product: DEAD (Asp-Glu-Ala-Asp) box helicase 56
Exons: 14
Coding region: 59-1771 (570 amino acids)
Cellular component (GO): nucleolus
Molecular function (GO): ATP binding; nucleic acid binding; RNA helicase activity
Source: RefSeq, a predicted model, not a curated record
CUGCGUUUACGGCGUUACGUCAAAUCUUUGCCACCGUCCCGCGAGCAUCGGUCUGCGCAUGCUCCAGUGUUAUCACGUGGGGGAAAACAUGGAUCCCCGAAGCGUUCAGUUUCACGAGAUGGGUUUGGACGACCGUCUUUUAAAGGCGGUAGCUGACCUUGGAUGGGCCCAGCCGACCCUCAUUCAAGAAAAAGCCAUUCCGCUGGCUCUCGAAGGGAAGGAUAUUUUGGCAAGAGCUCGGACCGGUUCGGGGAAGACUGCUGCUUACGCGGUGCCGCUGAUUCAGCGGAUCCUCACCUCUAAGCAGACGCUGCAAGAGCAGGCAGUGCGAGCUUUAGUCCUGGUACCCACAAAAGAGCUGGGACAGCAGGUACAGGCCAUGAUUCGCCAGCUCACCACCUACUGUGUCCGAGACGUUCGUGUGGCCGACAUCUCGGGCAAAACAGAGUUAUCAGCCCAGAGGCCGAUUCUGAUGGAAAAGCCAGAUGUUGUGGUGGGAACUCCGUCUCGGGUGCAAGCCCAUAUCAAAGCCCAGAACUUGGCACUGAACGCUCUGGAUGUGCUCAUCAUCGAUGAAGCGGACCUUCUUUUCUCUUUUGGCUUCGAGGCUGAGCUUAAGGACCUCAUUUGUCAGUUGCCUAAGAUCUAUCAGGCUUUCUUAAUGUCUGCGACACUCAAUAACGAUGUUCAGGCCUUGAAGGAGCUCGUUCUACACAACCCUGUGACGCUGAAGCUACAAGGCUCCCAGCUUCCAGACGAGUCCCAGCUGCAGCAGUACAGUGUGAAAUGUGAGGAGGAGGACAAGUUCCUCCUCAUCUAUACACUUCUCAAACUUGGCCUGGUGCGAGGCAAGACGCUCAUAUUCGUCGGCAGUCUGGAUCGCUGUUACAGGCUCAAGCUUUUCUUGGAGCAGUUCAGCAUUCCUUCCUGCGUCCUCAACUCUGAACUCCCUGUGCGCUCGAGGUGUCACAUCAUAUCACAGUUUAAUCAGGGAUUCUACAAUUACAUCAUAGCCACAGAUGAGCAAAGGCUUGACAACCCGACUGCUGAAUCCAAGAGUACCGAGAGCAGUGGGAAAAAGAAGAAGAAGAAAAAGAAGUCAAAGAGUAAAACAGGCAAAGAUAAAGAAUAUGGUGUGUCCAGAGGUGUGGACUUCCAGAACAUCGCAAAUGUCAUCAACUUUGAUUUUCCCACUUCUCUAGAAUCCUACAUCCACCGAGUUGGCAGGACUGCAAGGGCAGACAACAAAGGCACAGCUCUCACGUUCGUCUCCCAUUCAGAGCUCUCGUUGCUGGAGGAGGUUGAGAAUGCUCUUACAGAAGACAGCAGAAACUGCGCCCUGAAGCCAUACGGGUUCAAAAUGGAUGAAAUAGAAGGAUUUAGAUACAGAUGUCGGGAUGCGAUGAGGUCUGUGACCAAGCAAGCAGUGAAGGAAGCCAGAAUAAAGGAGAUCAAGCAGGAGCUGCUCAACUCUGAGAAGCUUCAGAUGUACUUUGAAGACAACCCGAGAGAUCUGCAACUGCUCCGUCAUGACAAAGACCUCCAUCCUGCCAUAAUCAAACCCCACCUGAGAAACGUACCAGACUACUUGAUUCCGUCCUCGCUGAAAAAUCUGGUCAACCCCUUCUCAUGCCGGAAGAAGAAGCUCAAGUUCAAGCCCAACCCAAAGGGAGUCAUGAAAACUGCCUUCAAGAAGAAUAUCAGAGGGAAGAACCCACUGAAGAGUUUUCGCUACGCUAGGAAAGCCGGGAAGCAGAAGAACAAAUCCUAACAGCACAGAAUUGAAUUUUUCUACAAACCAGUAGACACACUGGGAUGGAAAAAGCUCCAAUAUGACUAGCUGGAUGGACAUUCUGUGAGGACGUACCUGCAUUGAAUGCUUGGAAAUAAAGAAGAGACCGAAUUGAUUUAUAAAGAAAUUAUUACACAGCAGUAACCAUUGAUCUGAAUACUAUUCCUGAGGAAAGUGACCACACCCGCUGAGAUGGUUUCUGAGGUAGAGCUGAUGUUGUGGAGAUGGGCGAUCAUCUCGACUGUUCCUUGAUAGGUUCACAUCCUUCGCUCAAUUCUUAUGUGAAGAACAAGCUAAAAGAAGUUUUUCUUAACAUGUAGAUCAGUGUCUCAGACUUGUUGGUCAUAAUAAUCAUUUAGAACUGAAAGGAAAGUCACUUAAAACUAAACUAUAGUCGUAACCUGAAGUUUAAAAACAUUCAGUGUUGGAAUAAACCCAGGACAUUUGCUUAGUUUCAUUCUGUCCUUCAAGCCUUCUGCUCUCUCUUACUAAAACUAAAUUCUUUGCUUUAUUUGAUUGUAUUUUUGUAAUAUUUGAUGUUUUCUAGUUUAAAACACAAUGAUUUCCACUAACCAUCAUUUUGGUUUCAGUUUUCAAUGCUUACUUCACUGUUCUUACUGAAUCCCAAAAAAUUUCACAACUGCACAGAUUCAGCAACGUGAUGUUAUUUCAUUUUCACAGAUCGAAAAUAACUUUUUCACUCAAUACAACUGCAGUGUUAAUUAUAUUUUUUAUACAAUGAGUACAUUAAAGAUGGGAAUAAGAUUAAAAAUAAACUACAGUACAAAGCA